GUGCUCGAGGUGGAAGGAAGACUGUCAUACGUAUACGUUUAGGUGGUGCUUACGUUCGAAACAACACUGAUGAUCAAUAUAUUACAUUAUAUCUUAACUAACGUUAUAAAAGGAUCCAACAGCUCGUUUUACCCUUUUUUCUAUGUGAAUUAGAAUGACAAGUAAAAAAGGACACACCCUACGAAUUGAAUCAGAAAUCGAUAAAAACCGUGAAGAGGGAAAUUGGAAGAAGGUUAUAGAAUUGGCGGAACAUCUAAAAACACAAUAUCCAAGCAAUGAAUGUUUAGCAAAUUUUUUAUGCGGUGAAGGUAGAUUAGAAAGUUUUUUGGAACAAACUCCACCUGUAGAUGCAAAUAUUGGAAAAGCAAGAAAUGGACUGGCAGAAACUAGAAGAUAUUUACUUUUGGCAGCAAAUGAAAAAGACAAACAGGCUUUAGUUGUGUUGGAUGCACAUUUAUUACUUGGAAAAGUACAUUAUGCCAUGGGAAUGUAUGAAGAAGCUCUGAAUCAUUAUCAACAAGCUGAGUUGCAUGCCCUUACAGAAAAACCAUUACCUUGUAGAAGUCUACGCAUUAUUGCAGAAUCAUAUGCAAUUAAAGACACAGAGAAACAUUUAUCCUGCCGAAGACUGCGCAUUAUAGCCGAGUCGUAUGCAAUUAAAGGUCUUUGUCUGGAAAAGUUACCACCAUAUUCCAAGUCAAAAUACAAAAUAGCAGAAUGGCAAGAACAAAUCAUCAAGUGCUAUGAAAUUGCUGGGGACUUGACGUUAGUGUAUUUACAGGAACAAGACAAACUUGCAAUGCAACAUCAAAAUGGCACGUCUACCGUGAAUAGUAACAAUGCAGGUACAAAUUCUUCUCAGUCUUCAUUUUGUUCUACAAAACAUAUUGGACCAAUUUUGGAAACCACGCUACAAAGGGCACCCAUAUUAUACAUUCAAACUGGUAAUAUUCAAGGUGCUAUAAAUCGUUAUAGGGAAGUUUUAUCUGCUGUGGAGUCUACUGCAACUCAAAGUCUUAGGGUUAUGUUAACAAGGCAAUUGGCAGAGGUUUUAGUUCGAGGAAUAAGCGGUGCCGAGUAUAAACCUCCAGAACCGUCAAGUGAUACAACUGAUUCACCAUGGAAGCCAAAAAAGUAUUUAGGUCCUAACAUGUUUGUACCAAGAAACGAAUAUGAAGAAACAAUCUUACUGUUAUUGAUAAGUGAAGCUAUGGCAGUUAGAGAUGCUGUACUUAGUCAGUCCCCAGAAUUCAAAGAAGCAAGAAUACAUGCUUUUGAAAAUGCCACAGCGGUAUACGAUCUUCUCACAGUAGUUGUUGUGAGGUGGAGUCAAGUGGAUUUACUAUACGAGUCAUUUGAAAGAGCAAUGAAAUUCUCUCAUGAGGAAGCACAUGUUUGGACUCAAUGCGCACUAUGUUUAAUUAGUAUGGGCAGAUACAUGCAUGCAUAUAGGGUUUUAAGAGUGGUAGCAAGGUUAACACCACAAAAAGUAAUGCCUUGUCUUUUAAUUGCAAGACUAUGUUACGAACAAUUAAAUAUGGUAAGAGAAGGCAUUGAAUGGAGUCAAAAGGCGCUUCAAAGAGAAACAAAAAAUUCACAAGGGAUGCAGUCCAGAUGUCAUCUUUAUAUUGGAAUUGGUCAUAGUAUUCUUGCUACAAAUACUAUAGUAAAAAUGGAUAAAACGUACCAUACUAAAACAGCUUUAGAAUGUUUUCAGAAGGCACAACAAUGUGAUCCAAAUGAUCAUUUGGCUGAAUAUUAUUUGGCCCACGAAUAUGCUAUUAAUAGACAAAUUAAUGAUGCAAUGAUUCAUGUAAAAAUUGCAUUAAAUCUUCGGGCAGAACACAUUCCGUCAUUGCAUUUAUUGGUAUUAUUACUGUCAGCUCAUAAACAAUAUUCAGAAGCAUUGCAUUUAGUUAACAGUGUAUUAGAAGAAUAUCCGGAUAACUUGAAUUUCCUUUAUGUAAAAGCGCACCUUGAAUUACGAAGCAUCGGUGGUGAGCAAGCAUUGUUUACCAUAAAACAUAUGCUUUUACUUUGGAAACAUUUGUACGAAGACCAAACAAAUACUAAUUGCAAUGAACAACAUAGUGAGAAACGUAGUGAAACCAGAAGUGUCUUUCAGCUUUAUGCUUCUGAAAUGUCUGACAAAGAUUCCAGUUCCGUGCAUGCACAAUCAUUGGCUGCUUCAAGAGUAGAACAAGCGCUCUCUGAAGUUGCAUCUUCACUCAGCUCUUUCACACCAAAACCAGGACCACAAAGAGCGUGGCUGCUACAAUUACAAGUGUGGUUAUUGCUCACUGAAGUAUAUCUAGUUUUAGAUCAACCAAACGGUGCAGUUCUUUCUUUACAAGAAGCUACAAAUAUUUUUCCAUUGAGUCAUCAUAUUAUGUACACACGGGGUCUCUUACAUGAAUAUAAACUGGAAUAUAUGGAAGCAAAGCAAUGUUAUCAGAAUGCAGUUUCAAUUAAUCCUUCACACAUAAAGAGUUUACAACAUUUGGGUCUAAUUUAUCACUAUUUGGGAAGUCAGAGGUUGGCCGAAAAGACGUUAAGAGAUGCUGCAAAAAUCGAUCCGAAUUCUCAUCAGACAUGGUAUAAUUUGGGAAAGGUGUUGGAAUCCUUAGGUGAAGUAGAAGCAGCAAGCGAUUGUAUGGCAACAGCAUUGGAAGUAGAAACCACAAAUCCAAUAUUACCAGUUCUCUCAAUACCAGUAACCUUUGAAUGAUUCAAAACUAUAAGUAUUUAAAAAAGGACGUUCAAAAAAGUCACAGUUUAUUCUGCAACAUUGAAAUUUCUUUACCCUUCUGGGUAAUAGUACCUGCUUAUCUCUACACUGUUACAUUAUUGUAUAAAUAAAUGGAUUAAUUAAAAAUAUAUUAGAACUGUACAAAUAAUUUAAGAAAGAUCACUGUAAGAAAUUCUAAUAAAGAAAAUGCUAUGAGACCAAAAAA
Osmia lignaria (orchard mason bee) is the source of this 2954-nucleotide messenger RNA. RefSeq names its product tetratricopeptide repeat domain 7 (gene Ttc7). NCBI's taxonomy places the organism in Eukaryota, Metazoa, Arthropoda, Insecta, Hymenoptera, Megachilidae. Gene Ontology annotation, molecular function: protein binding. The record is from RefSeq and is a predicted model, not a curated record. Gene Ontology annotation, cellular component: plasma membrane. Gene Ontology annotation, biological process: protein localization to plasma membrane; phosphatidylinositol phosphate biosynthetic process.